Messenger RNA from Eimeria acervulina, 933 nucleotides. Its product is annotated as diacylglycerol kinase, putative. Lineage: Eukaryota; Apicomplexa; Conoidasida; Eucoccidiorida; Eimeriidae. The transcript has 5 exons. Bases 1 to 933 code for a protein of 310 amino acids. Gene Ontology annotation, molecular function: ATP-dependent diacylglycerol kinase activity. The record is from RefSeq and is a predicted model, not a curated record.
AUGGGUUGGACAGCAGCAGCAAUUAUACCCUCUGGCACAGGCAACGAUCUUGCGCAUACUUACGGAUGGAAUACAGCCCCAUUUCCUACGCACGACCCGCUUAGAAAAGACAAUCUGGAGAGGAUCUUGAAACUUUUAGAGCACUCCGAUCUUGUCUUUCAUGACUACUGGCGUGUUACUGUUGUAACAAAAGAAGAAGAAGGCGGCUUUAGUGCCUGGUGUAAUACUGCAAAAAGUGUCGUUCGGCUAGGAGAAGACAGAAAUGGGGGAGUUCGCAUCAAGUCAUUCAUCAUGAGCAACUACUUCAGCAUUGGGUUUGAGGGCGCUGUAGGCACACAGUUUGAUAAAUAUAGAGGGUCUUCUAGACUAUGGAAUAGAGCAUUAUACGGGUUUUUAUUCCUUGCACAUUCAAAUACUGAACCCAAACUUUGUGAUGCCGUUGAUACUAUAUUCACCUUUAACCCUCAGCUGGUAGCGCUGGUUAGCAACAGCGAUAUGUACGAUCAAAUCCCUGGAUUACUGCCAUGCGUUUCUAUUACCUUUUUAAAUUCAAGAACAAUCCUUGGUGGCUUAGAGCUGUGGGGACCCUCUGUAAAACUGGGCCUAUCACCCCCUAAAGACCCUAAUGCUUAUGCAGACUUUGAAGCUGCUGCGCAUGAACUUCUCACUACGAAAGCCGACAGUGGCGAUGGAAAAAUAGAAGUUUUCUCCAUGGGGUCUACAGCAGACUACGUACAAGCGCAAGCGGUCCGAGCCAAUGCGAUUCAGCGAGUAAUGCAGGGGUCGGGGCCCUUUUUGCUAACUUUCAAAGACGGCAUCGGGGAUAUGCCUUUUCAAGUCGAUGGAGAAUACUUUUUUGCUCAUGGGGUAGGAAGUAUUUCCGUGCGACAGUAUGGUUCAUUUGGGGUUCUUAGAUACCGAGGAGGGCUUUAA